Molecule: messenger RNA, 247 nt
Organism: Mesitornis unicolor (brown roatelo)
Lineage: Eukaryota; Metazoa; Chordata; Aves; Mesitornithiformes; Mesitornithidae
Gene: TM2D2
Product: TM2 domain containing 2
Exons: 1
Source: RefSeq, a predicted model, not a curated record
GUACACUGGACAUUACUUCAUAACCACGCUGCUCUACUCGUUUUUCCUGGGGUGCUUCGGCGUGGAUCGGUUCUGCCUGGGCCACACCGGGACCGCCGUGGGGAAGCUGCUGACGCUGGGAGGACUGGGGAGCUGGUGGGUUGGGGACCUGAAAGGACUGGGGAUCUGGUGGUUUGUGGACCUGAUCCUCCUCAUCACCGGAGGGCUGAUGCCCAGCGACGGCAGCAACUGGUGCACGGUGUACUGA